AUGGCGAGCCUCUGGCGCGCAGCAACCGCUCUAAUCGAAAACCCCACCGACCACGACGGCACAGAAUUCUGGUCCAACCCGGAACGCACCGGCUGGCUAAUGAAACAAGGCGAAUACAUCAAAACCUGGCGCCGCCGCUGGUUCGUACUCAAAGAGGGAAAACUCUUCUGGUUCAAAGAAUCCACCAUCACGCGCGCUUCCAAACCGCGUGGCGUUAUCCCCGUCGCGUCGUGUCUUACUGUUAAAGGCGCUGAGGAUAUUCUCCAUAAAGCUUAUUCGUUUGAGCUUUCGACGCGCGCUGAUACGAUGUAUUUUGUUGCGGAUUCUGAUAAGGAGAAGGAGGAUUGGAUUAACUCGGUUGGAAGGUCGAUUGUUCAGCAUUCGAGAUCUGUUACCGAUUCGGAGAUCGUUGAUUACGAUAACGCGAAACGGUGA
Messenger RNA from Vicia faba (fava bean), 435 nucleotides. NCBI's taxonomy places the organism in Eukaryota, Viridiplantae, Streptophyta, Magnoliopsida, Fabales, Fabaceae. The record is from the annotation of a GenBank genome assembly.